UCCAUUUCCUUUAUUUUAUGGAAACGAACCAAACACCCCCUUAGUUCCUCUUCUCACACUUCGAUCCCCUUCGCUCGCUGCUGGUGACGAUCUCCAAAUGGACCGAUUCAAGUCGCUGAGGCGAGUCCAGGUCCCCUCUCAAGAAACCCUAGACGACCACUCACUCGACAACAAUGGCGACGACGUGCCUCGAACCCUAGACAAGGGCGGAGAGCAAGAAGAUCACGGAGGAGGAGAUGAAGGAAGGGAAGCGUCUGGAGAUCCCCACCCUUUCAUAGGCAUGAAGGUCUCAAGGCGAGCUUCGAUCUAUAGAGAAUGCACCGAUGGGGAUUACAUCGGCGUUGAGUCUGAUCCCUAUCUUAAGAAGAUUUUAUCGAAGCAAGGUGAUACAACAGUACUGUUUGCAGACAAAGUUUUGAAGUUUACUGGAUCCGGAAAGAUGAAGAGACGGAUUUUGUUGAUCACCGACUUCGCCAUUUAUCUUGUUGACCCUGAAGCCGAUUCAUUAAAGCGGAGGAUAGCACUUGCGGCUGUUGAUAGGUUAUGCUUGAGUCAGCUAAGUGAUAAUUUCUUUGCCAUCAUUAUUCCAACCGAGUAUGAUUUACUUAUGGCUAGCAUUCGGAGGAAAGAGAUCAUCUCUGUGCUAGUUGAAGCUACCAAGAGCACAUCUGAAGAGAUUGAGGUGGUUUACUCCAAUAGAUUUGAGUACCAUGCUGCUGCCGACAUGGUAAAAGAAGUGGAAUUUGAGGAAGUAGAUGGAGGAAUCAAAACAAGGUUCAGGAAAAAGGAAGGCGAAGCUGAAUAACAUAUUUCUGCCUUCUAGCAGUUCCUAUAUGCCCUUUAUACUAAAAAGAUUGGACCAAGAGGUGGUUGUAUUUCAUGCAGUUCUUUUCCAUGGUGGAUGCAUUGUCAGCAUAUUGUUAUUGUAUUUAAUUGUGCCCACUGUAAACCGUAUAUCUAUUAUUUUGACUGAAUUCAUGUCAUUUGUGCAUACUUGGAAGUCCUUUCUCUGGAUUGUUAAGGCAACUCCAGUUGUGUUUUCGGAUGUUGAAAGUUAUAGGGACCAAUGUUGUGUCAGUUUUUUUAUGCUAAAAAGUUACCUCCCCUCUGUAUGAUA
This is a messenger RNA of Asparagus officinalis (garden asparagus), 1117 nucleotides long. RefSeq names its product myosin ID heavy chain. Gene Ontology annotation, cellular component: myosin complex. Gene Ontology annotation, molecular function: cytoskeletal motor activity. The transcript is spliced from 4 exons. Lineage: Eukaryota; Viridiplantae; Streptophyta; Magnoliopsida; Asparagales; Asparagaceae. The record is from RefSeq and is a predicted model, not a curated record. The coding region runs from base 98 to 805 and encodes 235 amino acids.